Messenger RNA from Guillardia theta CCMP2712, 996 nucleotides. RefSeq names its product small subunit ribosomal protein S11e, cytoplasmic (gene RPS11e). The coding region runs from base 23 to 517 and encodes 164 amino acids. Gene Ontology annotation, biological process: translation. Gene Ontology annotation, molecular function: structural constituent of ribosome. The transcript has 8 exons. Gene Ontology annotation, cellular component: cytosolic small ribosomal subunit; ribosome. The record is from RefSeq and is a predicted model, not a curated record. NCBI's taxonomy places the organism in Eukaryota, Cryptophyceae, Pyrenomonadales, Geminigeraceae.
GAGCGCACGCGCGAGCAGGAAAAUGUCGGGCAAGGCAGGUCACCCCGCGUACUUCGAUCCUCAGGAUCAGAAGGCGUACAUGAAGCAGCCUACUGUCUUCCAGAACAAGAAGGAGUUCCUCGGCAAGGCUGGCAGGAAGGCUGCUCGCUUCGUCAAGUCGGUCGGCCUUGGCUUCAAGACUCCUCUGGAGGCCAAGGACGGAGUCUACAUCGACAAGAAGUGCCCAUGGGUCGGCAACGUCAGCAUCCGUGGAAAGCUUCUCCGUGGAGUUGUCGUCUCUAACAAGAUGAAGAGAACCAUCGUUAUCCGCCGUGAUUAUAUGCAUUAUAUCAAGAAGUACAAUAGAUACGAGAAGCGCCACAAGAACGUUCCUGCUCACGUCUCACCGGCCUUCAAGUUGAACCCUGGGGAUUCCGUUGUUGUUGGACAGUGCAGGCCUCUCUCCAAGACUGUCAGGUUCAACGUUCUUCAGGUUAUCACUGAGGCUGCGGGAGGAAAGAAGUUUUCCAAGUUCUAAGUUACAUUCGUUCUCUGUGAAGCAAAAAUAAAAACGUCCAAAAGCGCAUGUGGAGUCUCUGAUUUACAAUUGCUGGCGAAAUAAAGUUUCUAACAGAUGUUCUCAUCUUCUUCCCUGCAUCCUGGCUGAGAACAGCUGCUGCUGCAGGAUCAUAGCAAGCAGGAGAAGCGAGGCCAACAGGCCUCCUAGCACGUAAUCCCAGUUCUCCAACAGCCAAGGGAUCCAAACCUUCGAUGCAGGCAGCCACAAUCCAUACCUUGGUCCGUAUCUCUGAGAGAGCUUGUGGGAAAGGGUGUCGAUCAUUUCGAUGGUCUCUUGCACAGUCAUCUCCAACCAUAACUUGGUGCGGCAGAUCAUGACCGGCCAGAGCGCAUCCUGUGAAGUUUCCACUGCCAUGUCGUAGAAGCGCUUCGCAAGGUGCAGAUCCUUGGGCAACCCGAUGCCAUGCUCGUGCAUGAAUGCGAGGUUGAACAUCGCCU